CUAAACCAUAUUUCAAGUAAACAAAACAACCCCAUCAAACAAAAAUUCUAUUUUUUUUUCUCAUGGAGAAUACUCAUGAUUUUUCAUCUAUAAGUUGUGAAAUACAAAUCAUAAGAGCAAGAAACAUAGAACAAAUAAGUUCAUUAGGAAAAAACAACUUGUUUGUUAGAUGUUAUCUUCCAACAGGAAACAACAACCAAAGAGUUAAGCUAAACACUCAAGAGAUCUCAUCAAAAUCAAACUUGUUUUGGGAUGAAUCUUUCUCAUUGGAUUGCAUGGGAACACAAGACUCCAUUAACAUGAUGAAGCAAGGAACAGUAGUCUUCGAGCUACGAUCGAGAAGAUAUGUUCCUCUUCUUAGGAAGAAUAUUGGUGGCUCACAACUCUUGGGGAAAGUUGAAAUUCCAUGGAAAAGAGUAUUUGAGUCAACAAGAAUGGAGAUGGAGGAGUGGGCAAUAUUCAUGACUACUUCAAAGAAUAUUAAUGAAGAUGUGAAACCUCCAGCAGUGAAGAUAGGAAUGAAGGUUAAAGUAAAUGAGACAACAAAAAUUAAUAAGUUGAGAAGAUCAUGGGAUGAGGCAUGUGCUUGCAAGGGUUAUUGUGAGUGCAAUAGUAGUAUUUUUAGUGUUGAUGAUUAUGAUAUAUGCGCACUUGGAGUUGCUUUAGAUUCCCUUUAA
Solanum stenotomum is the source of this 677-nucleotide messenger RNA. RefSeq lists its product as uncharacterized. Bases 63 to 677 code for a protein of 204 amino acids. The transcript has a single exon. Lineage: Eukaryota; Viridiplantae; Streptophyta; Magnoliopsida; Solanales; Solanaceae. The record is from RefSeq and is a predicted model, not a curated record.